AAAGAAGAGGGCCCUUCUGAUUUUGUCUUGUUCUUCUAAAUCCUACUCGUUAUUCUUGUGGAGCUUCAGCAUUUCUCGAGUCAUCUUCAACGAUAAAAGCCAGAAAAAUCUCACCCAAAUAUGAGAAAGAAUCCCCAAUUAGUUUUUUUGAGGUAUCUGAAUUCGGAAACUCCAUCGAGCACGAAUUUCUUCUCUAGAGCCUUCAGCUUUCCCUGUCGAUGAUUUUAGUCUUCUACUCGCUCUUCAAGCAUCCCCAAGUCGAGGUUUCAUCAACUGAGGUAACUGAAGAGAAAGAGAUUUGCUUAUUUUACGCUUGCUUAUCAGUUGGGCUUCAUUUUAAAUUCUUUAAGAGUUAUUUGUUUGUUUUCUGUAAGUGGUUUCAUGUUCAGUUCAAGUAGUGCUCUCCGAAACACUGAAGCUUUUGAAGUUGAAGCCUUUUUGAAUCUUUUCCCUGGAAGUUUUGGGGGUUUUUGGGCCCUGUGAAAUUCUCUCGAUUCGUACUCAAUCGUAUUCUCUUGGAAGCAUUUUUUUUGUGGAACGAUUUAUCUGAUCCACAAGAUAUCAUUUUGCAACUCGUUUCUAAUAGAGACGUUCCCAAUGGAGAGAAAGCGAGAAUUUGGUGCUUCGUCCUCGUCGUCUUCCAGUAUCCCUCGAUGGAAUUACGAUGUCUUCUUGAGUAUUUUCAGUCAAGAUGAUGAGAAGAACAAAAUCAUCAUUGAUGGCCUCCACGAAGCUUUUGUUGAAAAUAGGAUUCACACCUUCAGAGAUGGCGACGAGGAGGAAGAAGAAGAAGAAAAGCUUGGAGGAGAAAGAGAGAAACGAAUUGAAGAAUCAAGGAUCGCCAUAGUCCUUUUCUCAAUCAAAUACGUUUGUUCUAUAAGUUGUUUGGAUGAACUGGUGAAGAUAGUUGAGUGCAGAAGCAGCAAUGGUCUAACUCUUUUCCCUGUUUUCUGUGAUGUGGAUCCAUCGCAUGUGCGAAAACAGAACGGGAGUUUAGAGCAAGCGUUCACCAGUUUCGAAGAAGAAGAGGAAAAAGAGAAGGUGGAGAGGUGGAGGGCAGCUCUUACUUUAGUGGCUAAUCUUUCUGGUUGGGAUCUCCACGCUUCCACUGGGCAGGAGGCAGAAUUAAUCCAAAAAAUUGUUGACAAUGUUGUUUCAAUUAAACGAAGUCGAUCACCAUUGAACAUCGCUAGUUAUCUCAUUGGAAUAGAUUCCCGUGUUGCAAGGAUGUUGAAUUCAUACAUAUAUCGUACUUCAUGUGAAGUUCGUCUCAUAGGAAUUUGUGGUAUUAGUGGAUUGGGUAAAACAACCAUUGCGAAGGCUGUAUAUAAUGGAAUUUCUCAUAGAUUUGAAGGCUGCAGUUUUCUUGAGAAUGUUAGAGAAGUCUCAAAACAACCCACUGGUCUAAUUCAAUUACAAGAACAACUCCUUUCUGAUGUCCUUAUGAAGAAAAACUUUAAAAUAAGUAACGUUGCUAGAGGAAUAAAUGUCAUCAAAAAGAGGUUGCAGUGCAAAAGGGUUCUUAUUGUUAUUGAUGACGUUGAUCAUUCAGACCAGUUAAAUGCAUUCGCUAUCGAACGUGAUUCAUUUGGCAUGGGAAGUAAAAUCAUUGUUAUAUCACGAGAUGAACAUUUUCUAAACGGGGCUGAAGUGUGUGAUAUUUAUCAUCCGGAGGAGUUGGACUCUCAUGAGUCUCUCCGACUCUUUAGUUGGCAUGCAUUUAACAAUAAUUCUCCUCCAGUUGAAUACAAGGAGCUUUCAAAAGAGAUAGUUGGUAAUGUUAAAGGACUUCCAUUAGCUCUUGAGGUCAUGGGUUCUUUAAUGUUAGGAAAAAGAAGCUUACCUGAAUGGGAGAACACAUUGGCCAAACUGAAAAGUACUCUUGGUGAUCAAAUACCAAAACCACUUCGAUUAAGUUUUUCUGAUUUGGAUGACACAGAGAAGGAUAUUUUCCUUGAUAUUGCAUGCUUCUUUAUUGGAAUGGACAAAAGCUAUGUAUCUAAAAUACUAGAUGGGUGCGAUCUUUUUCCAGUUAUUGGAAUCCGUGAACUCAUUCAAAGAUCUCUUAUUACAAUUGACAUAGACAAUAAACUGAGGAUGCAUGAUCUUCUUCGAGAGAUGGCCAAGAAAAUUAUUCAUGAAGAAUCUCCUGAAGAACCUGGAAGACGUACAAGAUUGUGGUCACAAGAAGAUGUUUGUGAUGUAUUGAUGAAACAUAAGGGAACCGAAUCUGUGGAAGGCAUCAUGUUAAACAUUUCUCAAUUUGAAGAUAUUGUGUGUUUUCAUACUGAAGCAUUUGUAGACAUGCAUAAUCUAAGACUGCUUCAUCUCAAUUAUGUACACCUAAGGGGAGAAUAUGAACAUUUACCUAAGAAAUUAAGAUGGCUUUGUUGGCAUGGAUUCCCUUUGAAAUCUAUACCUGCCAAUUUUGAUAUGGAGAAGAUUAUUGUUCUUCACAUGGAAAAUAGCAGCCUCGAAGAGGUUUGGAAGGAAAUCAAGCUGCUUAAAAGGUUGCAAAUCCUGAACCUUAGUCAUUCAAGAUACUUAACAAAAACCCCCAAUUUCUCAGAAGUCACCAAUCUUGAGGAACUGAUCCUUGAAGAUUGUGAAAGUCUAGUUGAGGUUCACCAAUCCAUUGGGUAUCUUGAGAAGCUUAUUGUCCUGAAUUUAAAUAACUGCCAUAACCUUAUGAAGCUUCCAAAUAGCAUUGGUAUGUUGAGAUCUCUUGAAGUACUCAAUCUCCGUGGUUGCUCGAACCAGGUGCAAUCUACUUCAUGGUUUUCAUUCCCUCAACGUUAUUUCAGCUCACUUAUUAGAACAAAGCAUACUUCUAUGCUGCUUCCUGCUUCUUUCUGUGGUUUAUGCUCUUUGAAAUCAGUAAAUCUCAAUUAUUGCAAUCUAUCAGAAGAUACCAUUCCUAAUGAUUUAUGGAGCUUGCCAUCGUUGAAGACCUUAAGAUUGGAUGGGAACAGAUUGUGCACCUUGCCAGACAGCAUUAGACUUCUUUCUUGUCUUGAAUCACUUACAUUGUCAAAUUGUAGUGAUCUCAAACUAAUGACAGAGCUUCCAUCAAGUUUAAAGAUUUUGGAUCUAGGAGGUUGCUCAACAAUGGAAAUAUUACCAUCCAACAUCAAUGAUCUAUCUCAACUUAUCUUUCUUAAUUUGGAGGGAUGUGAGAGACUACAGUCAUUUCCAAACGGUUCCACAUCUUCUUCUACAGGAGUAGAACUUAAGGACACGAAGAGUUUGAAAAAUUUAGUUAUGAACUAUGAUUACUUCUGUAGUAGAUCGGAUGAAAUAAGUUGCCUUCCUACACUUUGGAGCCUAUAUUUGGCAGGUUGUGAGAGGAGGUCUCAAACACUGCCAAAGCUUUCAGCAAGUUUAUUUACUUUGUUUGUAGAAGGUGACACAUCGACUUUGCUUGUCAAUAGAGGGGAGAUCCAGAGCAUGAUAACUUCUCAUUCUGUACAAGCAGGCAUCUACAACAUCGAAGGGUGCCACCAUCUGGGGAACACUUUGAGGAAGAAUAGCAUUUUCCAGGAUAUACAUAGGGAAUUUCAAUUUUGGUGUACUGGAAGUGAGAUUCCGGAAUGGAUGAGCCAUCGAAAUAUGGAGUCUUCAGUAUCCUUUGAGGUAUCAUCUGACUGUUCGGAUUGCAAGAUUCAAGGGUUGGAUGUAUCUGCUGUUUUUUCAGCUGUGGAAGGACCUGGAAAUUACUCUUGUUACCCUGUGAUCUGGAAUAAAACCAAAGAUAUACAAUGGGGUCCGAUUCCUGGACUUCCACAGUCCACACUUCCACUUCGACCAGGUCAAGACAUAUUGUUGGUUCGCCAUAUUACAAUUCGUGAGCUUCUGAGUUUCUCGAUACACAAAGUUGGAUUUGGUGCUCACUUUGAAGUGGGGGAUCAAGUGGAGGUUUCAGUAGAAAUUAAUGGUGGCCAUGGAGGAAGUUUGCAAGUGAAGAAAUGUGGAGUCCUGCUGGUUCAGUGCCCAGAUGAGGAGAUGAACCAAUUAGAUGAUUUAUCAUUGAUCAGAUACUUAUCUGAUCCAGAAGAUAUUGAGCGAGCACUGUUGGAAUACUUAAUGUCGCAUUCAGAAGAUGAUCUUGUUGUGGAUGGCGAAGUGUCAGAAUUGGUUCACAUUGGAGAAGAUGAGAGAAUUAAAAGUGACCACAACGUAGAAUCAGAAUUGGUUCACGUUGAAGAAGAUGAGAGAAAUAAGAGUGAUGGCCAAAAUGAGGGCGUCCCCGCCGCAGGAUUUACCAGAAGAUUAAGGAUUGGCCUGUAGUUCGUCCACCGGCCAGUUACCCAUUUCCUAUUUAUGGAUAUUACCAGCCCAUUAUAGACACCACAUAAUUAAUGCAUUCUUCAUUAAUUUCUCUGAA
Macadamia integrifolia is the source of this 4384-nucleotide messenger RNA. RefSeq names its product disease resistance protein RUN1-like. The coding region runs from base 598 to 4287 and encodes 1229 amino acids. Gene Ontology annotation, molecular function: protein binding; ADP binding. Lineage: Eukaryota; Viridiplantae; Streptophyta; Magnoliopsida; Proteales; Proteaceae. Gene Ontology annotation, biological process: signal transduction; defense response. The transcript has 5 exons. The record is from RefSeq and is a predicted model, not a curated record.